This is a messenger RNA of Triticum aestivum (bread wheat), 1299 nucleotides long. RefSeq names its product F-box/FBD/LRR-repeat protein At1g13570-like. Bases 1 to 1299 code for a protein of 432 amino acids. The transcript has 5 exons. The record is from RefSeq and is a predicted model, not a curated record. Lineage: Eukaryota; Viridiplantae; Streptophyta; Magnoliopsida; Poales; Poaceae. Gene Ontology annotation, molecular function: protein binding.
AUGCCGCCGCCGCGCCGCUCCUACAGGCCGCAUCCGGUGAUUGAGUUCGCCAUGGCGGAGGCGGACUCCAUGAUCUCCCUGCCAACGGACGUCCUCGACGACAUCCUCAGCCGCGUCGGCCCCCGCGAUGCCGUCCGCACGUCGGCGCUCUCCUGCGCGUGGCGACGCCGAUGGGAGGCUCUUGCAUGGCUAGAUCUCGACUUCGAGGACGGCCUCGAGCACAAGAGGGCCGUCGACAGCAUCCUCCUUUGUUGCCCCGGCCGCGUCCGGCUCUUCCGUGCCUUCAUCGACGAGUCCAGCCGCAUCCACGACUGGCUCCUCGUCCUCUCCCGCCGGGCCAUUGAGAUCCUCGACAUCUCCGGUUCCCUGACCCUCCCCUCCUCCGUCUUCACCUGCGGCCGGCUCACCUCCCUCCAUCUCUCGUACUGCGCCAUCCCGCUGCUACCCCGGGGAUUCAAAGGUUUGCCAGAGCUAAGGAACCUUAGUCUGCGUAGGGUCGACCUGCUGGAAAAUGGCCAGUACCAACUGGAGGAGAUCAUUGCAAUUGCAACCUCACCGCUGCUCGAGGAGCCGACACUUCAGCAUGUGGACAUCUCUGGUGACUUCAAAAAGUGGAUGAUUCAGGGGCCUAAUCUGCGGGAUCUCCAUAUUCAUUCGGCUAAUGAUUAUGGUUGGGAUCUUGGGGGUCUUCCACGCCUGGAUUCUGUCGUCAUUGAUAUAUGUGAAUCUUUACGGAAUCGCGAUUUCUCUAAAUUUCUCUCCAGCCUUGCCAGCCUUACCGAGCUUCGGAUAUCUACUUAUCAUCAACCGUUAAAUGGGGAUAAUAUUCUAGAGUCACUUCCAUGCACCUUUAUCAACUUAAAGAGCUUGACACUGCUGACACAUUUCUGUAAACUUCCCUCCAUUUUGUCAACCUUUUGCUUUCCGAGGAAUGCUCCAAGCCUUGAAAGCCUCAAAAUACAGGUUGUUUAUGGUUAUGGCAUGGGGAAGAAAUUUGAGGCAAAUGGAGAGUUUCAAAAUGCACGGUUUACUGAUGGCAUGUGUGCCAACCUUCAGUUUGUGGAUAUGACUGGUAUCCGCUUGUUUUCAAAUGAAAUGUCCUUCAUAGAGGUUAUUCUCUCUAAAGCAAGGCUUAUGCACACAUUAUCCAUUAGUCUCAGUCAUGUUGUGGAAUUGGCAAUAUCUAAAGAGGAUGGACUUAAGAAGUUACUAAACUACAAAAAAGCUUCAACUGAUGCUGAGGUUAUAUUUGAAGGUAACGAAUCGUACCAGCGUUAUUGCAUACCAGCAAUGCAUUGA